Molecule: messenger RNA, 333 nt
Organism: Staurois parvus
Lineage: Eukaryota; Metazoa; Chordata; Amphibia; Anura; Ranidae
Source: the annotation of a GenBank genome assembly
ACAAAGCAAUGUGCAGGAGCUGACAGGGGAAAGAUCUGUAUUGUUUACAUACAGGUCUCUCCCCUGUCAGUGAUACACGGCAAUCGCAGGGUGCCGACGGGGAAUCACUGGCCGGGACCCAGUGACAGACAGGUGAGGCUUGCCAAUGGUGGUUCAGGUACCCUCUACCCGGAAAAGCAAAAUCACGUAUAUAUACGUGAUUUUGCACAGCCCUGCUGCCCUCCAUUGAGAAAUACUGUGUGAGCUGUGAUUGGUCACAGCUUAUCACAUGGUACAAGGCUGUUGUGAAUAGCCUUGUAACAUGUGACCUCUGUGAUCAUUCACAGAUUUCAC